Messenger RNA from Astyanax mexicanus (Mexican tetra), 1645 nucleotides. RefSeq lists its product as uncharacterized. Lineage: Eukaryota; Metazoa; Chordata; Actinopteri; Characiformes; Acestrorhamphidae. The coding region runs from base 100 to 1497 and encodes 465 amino acids. The transcript has 9 exons. The record is from RefSeq and is a predicted model, not a curated record.
CCGUCGGCUCUGUCUUGAUUGGACCGGGGUUUGUGGGCGUGGCUUCCACGCUGUGGUUUUCCCAUUACUGAAUCCAGGGCCUGUUAGCUGCGGUAAGCCAUGCGCGUUGGGGUGCAGUUGUGGUGGUUUGCUGGGGUUUUGCUCGCCGUGGCCGCGGAUAAAACCCUGGAGGAGAAGGGCCGGGAUGAGCUGCGGAAGGUGCGGGAUCUGGCGGUGCAGCCCCGGUACGGGGAGUGCUGGAGCCGGGCUCUGGAGAAGAUCCACACGGGCUGCAGGGAGUUCACCGCGGACAUGCAGAGCAUGAUAGCCGUGGCCUUCACCCACUGCCACCUGAGGAGGUCCGGACGUAAUUUCCCAGAGUGCCCUGAGGGCAGCGAUGUUAAAGUCUGCACCCGUGACAUGGAUCCUGUCGCGUUCAACACCUACACAGAGUUCUUCACCCACGCCCACAGCAUCUGCCAUUACCUGCAGAGCGAGCAGUGGCAGAAUCGGGCAGAAAACACCAUCCACAGGUUGACCGAGAAUUCAGCCAGUGUGGCCGAGCAGCUGGCGUCCACUCAGAGGAUGGCGGAGGAUCUUGUAGAGGCCCAGAGCGCAGCCCUCAAAUCACAGGAAACCAUCCUGCGCAACGGAGAGGAGCUCAAAAACACCCUUCAGGACUCCACAAACGGUCUGAGGGACGUGUUUGCGGAGAUGAGGCUUUCCGUGCAGGAGCAGCAGGUGGCGUUUGCGGAAAUCUUUAACCGCAUGGCUUUUCUCCAGAGUUUCAUCAUGUCUGAGUCACACACCCUCAGCUCCCUGUUCUACAACGCUCUGGCCUUCUGCGCCUCCUUCCUCCUCACCUCCACUCGCCGCACGUCUGGAGCCAGAUUGUUCCUGUUUGGACUGGUGGCUCUAAAUGUAUAUUUAGAGAGGCUGAUUUGUAGGAUGGUGCUGGAAAAUGAUAAUCCAGGUUAUCAGCAAAUGGAGCGGAUUGCUAUGCUGGUCGGCCUUCUAAGAAAAGCCAUGCUGGUGAUUGGCAGCUUUGUUCUAUUGUACUUUGCUCUGCGCUUUCGGAACGUGAACAGAGAGAGUCUGGAGAUUCUGAAGGAGCUGAAAGAGACCCGCUCCAGUCUUCAGCAGACCUUGAGGAAAGCAGAACGGCUGUCGGGCUCUAUGGAUAUCUGGAAAAGGCCCAGGCAGAAGCAGUGGGAUGAAAAGUGGGAUCAGGAACAGGAGAGCAGUCUGGUCAUCCUGCAUCCCUCUGGUGCAGUAGAAGCCACUCUGCCCUCCUUUACUGGCCUUCAUAGCAGCAGACAGAAUGAAAACUUAGCUCCACUGGAAGCUUUAAGCACCCUGGAGAUCCCUAAAAGACGACCACGCCGUUCUUCUGGCUCUCGCGGACGCCCCUCCUCCGCACUGGUCUACAGUGUGCUGGUGGAGGACAACCAGCCACGGUACAGCCUGAGGAGCAGGAGAUCCUUAUGUGCUCCACCACCAAAAGAUGAAGGAGACUGAUUCAGACCACUGGACAACAUUUGUCAUAUGUAGAGACUUUUAUUUGACAGUUUUCACUGUUUUGUAUGUUUUUUAUAAGUAUGUUUUAAUGCAGAUGUGGUGUUAUUAUUGUAACAUUUAAUAACUUUAAUAAAUACUAUUUUUGCUA